GCAAUAUUGUAAUUGAACGCCAUAUUGGUGGUUUCCGUAAUUUCUCUACAAGAAUUUUCCGCAUUCUCAUUUUUUUCACCGCCGCUGUUAGACACAGUUUGAGUGUUUUUAAAAGACGUGAAUAUAUAGCUCAUUGUAAAAAAAAGUAAAAUUAAUAAGUAAAAUGGGCGUGCAAGUAGUACCUAUUUCUCCCGGUGAUGGUAGUACAUUCCCUAAAACUGGACAGGUGGUGUCUGUGCAUUACACUGGAACAUUAGACAAUGGCACUAAGUUCGAUUCUUCUCGUGACCGCAAUAAGCCUUUCAAAUUUACACUUGGCAGAGGUGAAGUAAUUCGUGGUUGGGAUGAAGGUGUUGCCCAGCUUUCUGUCGGUCAGCGCGCUAAACUCAUCUGCUCGCCGGAUUAUGCCUACGGUAGUCGGGGACACCCAGGCGUUAUUCCACCAAAUGCUACUUUAACUUUUGAUGUUGAAUUAUUAAAAGUCGAGUAAACAGGUCCAGUAACUAAACAAUACGCUAUGAUUAUUAAUUACGAGUAAGAGCAAAGUAAAGAAAGUUUAUAACCAUCUUAAGAAAUGCUAGCUAGAAAUAGUAAAACAACACUUUUAACUCAAACCAAUUAGAAACCACAUAGAGACUUAAUAUCAAAAAUCAGAAUUUUCGAAUCAAUCAAGUAUGAAGAUAUGUUGCACAAUUGAUAAAAUGUAAGUUCACAUACAAAAAAGAUUCAGAAAUCUAUAUACAAUACAACAUUUGCGCUGAAUCUAACUAUUAAAGUAACAUCUAAAUUAGUUCAUUCCAUUAUAAUUAUUCUGAAAAUCUGGUCGUAGUGAAAUAUGUAAAGAAUAUCUGUUAAAAUGCAUUUAAAACACCAGAAAACAAUUGAAUUUUACUAUUUAUUAAAUGUUCUCAUACUUGUAGUGUUAUUAAAUCAGCAUUCAAUAUUACUUAAUGAAAUUAUUUCGAUAAAUUGAAAAAAAAAAUAAUAAUUGUAGAAAGUUAAAUAAAUUAAUUAAAACUUA
Molecule: messenger RNA, 1021 nt
Organism: Bactrocera dorsalis (oriental fruit fly)
Lineage: Eukaryota; Metazoa; Arthropoda; Insecta; Diptera; Tephritidae
Gene: Fkbp12
Product: peptidyl-prolyl cis-trans isomerase Fkbp12
Exons: 2
Coding region: 164-490 (108 amino acids)
Molecular function (GO): peptidyl-prolyl cis-trans isomerase activity
Source: RefSeq, a predicted model, not a curated record